Macrosteles quadrilineatus (aster leafhopper) is the source of this 1540-nucleotide messenger RNA. RefSeq names its product pH-sensitive chloride channel 2-like. NCBI's taxonomy places the organism in Eukaryota, Metazoa, Arthropoda, Insecta, Hemiptera, Cicadellidae. The record is from RefSeq and is a predicted model, not a curated record. Gene Ontology annotation, biological process: chemical synaptic transmission; regulation of membrane potential; chloride transmembrane transport. Bases 50 to 1477 code for a protein of 475 amino acids. Gene Ontology annotation, cellular component: neuron projection; membrane; synapse. Gene Ontology annotation, molecular function: transmembrane signaling receptor activity; neurotransmitter receptor activity; extracellular ligand-gated monoatomic ion channel activity. The transcript is spliced from 9 exons.
AUACAAAUAUUUAGCUCUUACUCUCAAUCCUCUACUUGUCAGUGAAGUCAUGAACACCACAACUUAUCCACUUUUUGUGAUUUUGCUAUGUAUUGUAUCCCUCAAACAUGUCAUAGCACAGCAGUGCAAGUCAGUCCUUCAGUCAUCAGGCUCAGCGCUGGCGAUGCUUGAUCAGCUUACCGAUCCUUGUCGUUACAACAAAUGGCAGCGACCCAUUGUAUCAGAGAAAACAAAGGUGUUCACACACAUACAUGUGUAUUCCAUUGUGAACAUGGACCCCCUGCACUUGGAGUACACGGUCCAGAUUCUACUGAGGUUCCGUUGGAGCGACCCCAGACUGAGGCAGGCCAACGUGCUGAGACAUGAAGGAGAUGAGCUCAGAGAUAUGAUCUGGCAUCCUCACCUGUACAUCACCAAUGAGCAGCACUCCACAGUGAUGGGGUCUUCACAGAAGGACGUCAUGAACUCUAUCUGGCCAGAUGGCACUAUUGUCAGUCUCUCAAGGAAAAAAAUAACUCUUCGAUGUGAAAUGGACCUUCAAAAGUUUCCAUUUGAUCAGCAAUAUUGUCCAAUAAUAAUAGAAAGCUGGAGCUACAACACUAGUCAACUAGAGCUGGUGUGGGAGGAUGUCACAGUAGACAGCCAGCUGCACUUGCCCGAGUAUCUGUUGCUGGGUGUCAUUACCAACAGCUCCACUGCCAGCUACAUGCCUGAGAACAAGGGUAGUGGUGACGGUGAUCUGCCGCUGUAUGGCAAAACUGCUGGAAACUUCAGCACGCUGUCUGUAUACUUUACUCUUAAACGUUUGUAUGGAUUUUACAUAAUGGACUACUAUGUUCCAAGUGCACUUAUCGUUAUAGUUUCAUGGGUUUCUUUUUGGCUGGAUGCUAAUUCCACACCAGGGCGAACCAUUUUAGGAACAAGCACGCUCUUAACAUUCAUCACUCUCUCACGAAACAUUGGCAGUUCCCUUCCCAAAGUGUCUUAUGUCAAGUCUUCUGAAGUGUGGUAUCUAGGAUGUAUCGGCUUUCUCUUUAGUUCUCUAGCAGAAUUUGCAUUCGUUAAUGUGAUUUGGAGGAGAACAAAAAAUGUAAAUUUGAAGAAAGUAACAGGGAAGCACAUAUUACAGUCAACUCUUACACCUCAAAUCUACCGCAAAGAGCUCGGUCUGAACCCUUCUAAAUCAAUGCCUUCCAUGUGCCCAGUGCCAGAACAUUAUACAACUCCCAAGUCUAAACUCAACGGUGACUUUUCUAUAUAUAGCUCUACACAUUCAUCAAUGAACAUGCAAGACAGGCUAUCCACUGCACCUCUAUCAGUGCCUAAACUGGAAGGAAAAGGGCCCUCAAAAACACUUUUCACAAUGACUCCUCAAGAAAUUGCAAAUUGGAUUGAUCGUAGAAGCAGACUGCUUUUUCCUAUUGCUUUUGUGAUUUUUAACUGUGUGUAUUGGAUUUGGACACUGAUAAUGCUAUAAAUUUUGAAGACCAUAGCCACCUACCCCUGAGUCAAUUACUCAGUGUUUAAUUUUGUAUGUUAC